Camarhynchus parvulus is the source of this 3551-nucleotide messenger RNA. It is a transcript of the gene ZFAND4, whose product is annotated as zinc finger AN1-type containing 4. Lineage: Eukaryota; Metazoa; Chordata; Aves; Passeriformes; Thraupidae. Bases 669 to 2597 code for a protein of 642 amino acids. The transcript has 9 exons. Gene Ontology annotation, molecular function: protein binding; zinc ion binding. The record is from RefSeq and is a predicted model, not a curated record.
UUCAGUGUAAACUUUAUCACUUUAGAAGAAGUCCUGUUUUAAAAAGCAUAAUUGCUAAAAUCAGACCAGAAAACUUAAAUGUCAUGUUUAGCAAUAUGUAUAAAAACUAGGUGCUUAGGUUUAAUUGAAGUUGAGUUGUUUUUCUGUUCUUUCUGUUUUUUAUAAGUUCAUGGCUUAGGCUUCACUGUAGUUGGUAUGUUUGCUCUUCUGGUGGGUUGGUUGGGGUUUUUUUUAUGUACAGUUAUUAAGAUUAAUUGUAAAAAGUCUGUGGAUUCUCUGACCCAGGUUGUUUGUUAACUAGCAAGGUUAUAAAUUUGAGCAAUGCAAUAUAUGUAUAUUGUAACUGAGCAUACUUUAGAUUUGCUGCUGUGUUUGUUGCUGAUCAGGUUAGUCAGUUUAUGGUUUUUUUAUGAUACUGCAGUCACAAGAGCAACUGCAGUGCAGGCAAAUCCCAAAGGCAGCUUUAAGUUACUUAUUUAAAUUUUGUUUAGGUGAGUGAUCUUUUGCUGGUAGACAUCUGGCUGAGCAAUGCUUUGUCUUAAGUGAUGAACUUGACACGUUUUUCAAAGUGAAAAUCUCCUUUAAAUCAUGAGGCCAGUCCUGAUGCUUAUGCGAGAAGAACAAGUGUAGGUAUUCCUGUCUCUCAACAGCACUUAAUUUGGAAUAAUAUGGAACUGAAGGAUGACUAUUGUUUGGAUGAUUAUAACAUUUCAGAAGGCUGCACUCUGAAGUUGGUUCUGGCCAUGCGAGGUGGACCUGUUAACACCAGAAGAGUUCCUGUGAAAGAUCCUAUCAGGGAAAUGGCUGAAUACAUGGAUCCUGCUAGAGACAAGGUCUGGGAGAAAGGGCCGUCCAACAAACAAGUUACCUUCCUCGUGUAUCGCGAAGGAGAUCGCUUGAAUUUCUUCCGUGUGGUUGACCGGGGCGAUGGCACUUUAACACCACUGUCUGAAUCUUUGAGUGGUGGUUCAGUUUAUAAUUUAUAUGCUGAUGAUGAAGAUGAGACAGAGGCAUCACCUUCUGGCCAACAGAUUAUUGAGAAUUCAAUUACUAUGAACAAAAUGAAACUGCUCAAGGCAAAGAUGGAGAACAUGAAUCUGAGUAAAAAGCCUAAGAAAACUGUCAAGGUGAAGCCUCGGCCUCCCAUGACUCCUCGACCGUCGAGUGGCUCGGUGGCUGCUGCCCGUCACCGCUUCCUCAGAGUGCUGCCCCACAUCGGACAGUCGUGCCUACCUCCUCCUGGGCAUUUGCAUCAGUCAGAGUCUCCCCAAAACGCACUUUCAGCACUGGCUACUUUGGCCACUGCUAGUAGAACAAUGCCAGCCACUGCUAAUCACUUCCUUAAGGAAGAUGAUGCUUGGCAGAGCAGCUCUUGGUCUCAGCCAGUCAAUAGCAUCAGGUUACCACCGAAAAUAUCUCGUGUUGAACUAGAAAAUGCAAAGCUACCUACAAACAGUAUUAUGACUCCUCUUUCAUCCCUGCCUGCAAAUUCAGAAAAAACACCUGAAAAUGCGACCUCAGCGAGUGAGGAGGAUGCUGUUUUGUUUCCAAACCUAACAAACGUGGAGCUAUAUGGAAAAGAAGAACAUCUAUCUGAACCAGAUGGUUAUGCUUUUUUAACAGAAGGAAGCACUGCUGAACAGUGUAGUGAGAUAUAUGACAUAGGAAAGGUGAACCCAGAGCUUGAACUGCCUGAUGGAGACAAAGAUUCUAAGGUUGUAGAGCAACACAGAAAACCUGUUGGCAAAGUGCUGAGCACUGCAGCAAUGGAGACUGGUCUUCUCAGUACUCGUGAAUUAAGUCCUCAGAAGAAUCUGCUUUUGUCUCCCCUGCGCUAUUCAGCGCAAGUGGCACAUCACAGUGCCCUGAAACCACAAGCACAGCCCAGGUGCUUUGAGGCUGGUAACUUGAGAUCUGCAGCCUCCCCAAAUGUGCUUCGAUCAUUGGAAGUACGUAGUAUAGCAGACUCCUCUUUUCCUAGGACCACUAGAUUUUGUAGUGUGAAAGUAGAGUCACUUGGCAAAAGACCUGAUGUGAUUUCUAAAGCAGAGACUAGGGACAUCACAGAUGUGGCUAGCAAGGCAUCCAAAGAACCUGUGAGUUCUGUAAGUAACUUAGGAUUUCUGGCUUCGCUGGCCCGAAGCACAAACAGGGAAAGUUUACAGAGUUCCUGUGGGACUGACAGCUUUCGGACUUCUGGUAUUGCACUACCUACAAGCCUGCAGCAUUUUCAGGAAGAAAGCUUUAGGAAAACUGCUCCUCCAAAUGAAGCUGCUGAAUAUAUUCUAUCUGCACGUGGGCUUGGAAUGAAUGGAAGUAUGGCAGCUGUAGGGAAAAGAGUAGCAGGUGAAGCAACCCAUCUUCCACCUGUGAAUGGCUUAAUUCAAGCAAAAAAGAAAAUUUCAAAGCACUGCUUUCUUUGUGGCAAGAAAACUGGAUUGGCAACCAGCUAUGAGUGCAGAUGUGGAAACAACUUCUGUGCAACACACCGCUAUGCAGAGACUCACACUUGCACCUACGACUACAAGAGUGCAGGACGGAGGUAUUUACAGGAGACCAACCCCAUCAUUAGUGCACCAAAGCUUCCCAAAAUUUGACAUGGUUGUGCUGCAUGUGGCCACUGCUGUUGAAGAAUUGUACUGAAUUGAGAGAAGCACUUGCUUAAACUGCAUCAUUUCGCCAUGCUCCGUAUUUAAAGAUUUGCCAAGUAACAAAAGCACAUGAGGAUGCAUCGAAGAAUAAUGUGAACACUACUGCAGUUAAAACUUUUCUUCUUGAGUGAAUGAAAGGUUAAAAAUUAGUUUCUGAAAACUUACACUAUGAUUUAACUGUUACUGCACGUGUUGUGUUUUAUAUUUGGAAAAGCUAUUUCACUAGACAAGUCUUUAAAGAUGCACUUUACUAACUUUACUGUAUAACCAGAGUUGAGGAGGUGUUGUAAUGAGGGUGUCACGUAAUGUCUUCUGUACUCUUGUUUUUGUCCAUUGUGUGGUAUCUUCUAAGUUAUUUCACUAGAAAGAUCCUCCUCCCUCCCCUUUCUUCAAACAGCCUGUUUUGAGAUUUUAAGGGGAUAGUGUGUUCCACCCCUCUGUUUCAUUCUGAUUGAUAUUCGUACAUUGUGUGUCCAUUCUGAAAAUUACAUAUCAUUUAAAUCACAUUUUCUUAAAAUAAUGCUGUUUAUAUGACAAGUUUGUUUUUAAAUAGAAGGUUCCCUGUUUGUUGCCAUUAAAUAUAAGAAACAACUUAUUUUAACUUUUUUUGUAAUCCUAGAUUUUUUUAAGACUUCACAACUUGCUUUGUUAAGAUGUUGAAUGCUGUUACUGGAAGAAAUCCUAAUAAAUAUUAAAUUUUAUUCUUGUUUAUGCUGUCAUAAAUGCACAAAAUAAUUUCCCUCUUACAGUGUGUUCCUAAAUUAAAAGCUGGGUGUAUUUAUUUUUUUCUUUUUUAGUGUGACCAAGACUGUGUGCUUUAAAUAAACCUCCUGAAGUCUUACAGGUGUACCAGCAAAGGCAAAAGGGAUGCACAACAAAUGGCCUGUACUAACCUUUCUC